Striga asiatica is the source of this 2068-nucleotide messenger RNA. The record is from the annotation of a GenBank genome assembly. NCBI's taxonomy places the organism in Eukaryota, Viridiplantae, Streptophyta, Magnoliopsida, Lamiales, Orobanchaceae.
AUCAUAAACUUACUGUAAAAUUGAAAUUCAAUUAUAAGUUCGAAAUGAUAAGCUAGCUUCUUUUAACAUGUAGCCUUAAUAUUAUCGGGUAGGAGGGUGGAAUCUUCUAUAAACCCUCACUCGUGCGUCGUUAAGCACUACGGCCUUAUCCACACCUACCCUCAUUUCCCUUUUGCCUAUUUUCAUCAUCUGCUUAUCCCGACUUUCUGCUGAAAUCAAACGACACCAAUUUUUUAAAAUGGCUUCAGCAAAUGCUAUUCCUACAACCUCCAGCCUCCCUUCAUCUUCCAGACAGUUGGGGGUGAAGAAUAGAAGAGCGACCCAAUUCCAAAUGUGUUUGCAGAAUCAGGUUAAGAACCGGUCUGUGGUGAGGGCCAAUGCUAAGGAGAUUGCAUUCGAUCAAAAGUCAAGGUCCGCUAUGCAGAUUGGUAUAGACAAGCUCGCCGAUGCAGUUGGUCUCACUCUUGGCCCCAGGGGAAGGAACGUGGUGUUGGAUGAGUUUGGGGCCCCAAAGGUGGUGAAUGAUGGUGUGACGAUUGCACGGGCCAUAGUGUUGCCUGAUGCUAUGGAAAAUGCUGGUGCUGCCCUCAUUAGAGAGGUCGCAAGCAAGACGAAUGAUUCUGCUGGUGAUGGGACCACUACAGCUUCAGUGCUUGCACGUGAAAUCAUCAAACUUGGCCUUCUUAGUGUGACAUCAGGUGCUAACCCGGUUUCUCUGAAGAGGGGCAUUGAGAAAACUGUCCAGGGUUUGGUUGACGAGCUUGAGAAGAAAGCUAGGCCAGUCAAGGGUCGUGAUGACAUCAAAGCCAUUGCUUCGAUCUCUGCCGGCAAUGACGAGAGCAUUGGAGCAAUGAUUGCUGAUGCAGUUGACAAGGUGGGCCCCGAUGGUGUUCUAUCCAUUGAAUCAUCAUCGUCCUUUGAGACCACAGUUGAUGUCGAAGAAGGAAUGGAGAUUGACCGUGGAUAUAUCUCCCCACAGUUUGUGACGAACCCUGAGAAAAUGAUUGUCGAAUUUGAAAACGCAAGAGUAUUAGUUACCGACCAGAAGAUUUCGGCAAUCAAGGAUAUUAUUCCUCUGUUGGAACUGGCGACAAAGUUACGAGCACCUUUGCUAAUUAUUGCUGAAGAUAUCACUGGAGAGGCACUGGCCACCCUCGUUAUGAACAAGCUUCAUGGUAUUUUGAAGGUGGCUGCAAUUAAGGCACCUGGUUUUGGAGAAAGAAGGAAAGCUCUUCUUCAAGAUAUUGCCAUUUUGACUGGGGCCGAGUACCAAGCUUCGGAUUUGGGCCUGCAUGUGGAGAACACUGACGUUCAGCAGUUAGGCAUAGCAAAAAAGAUAAAAAUAAGCAAGGAAUCAACCACCAUCAUAGCCGAUGCUGGAUCAAAGGAUGAGAUUCAAUCCAGGAUUGCUCAGCUUAAAAGGGAGUUAAUCGAGACUGACUCAGCGUAUGACUCUGAGAAAAUUGCUGAAAGAAUCGCGAAAUUAUCCGGUGGAGUUGCUGUUAUCAAAGUUGGCGCUGCAACUGAGACCGAGCUUGAGGACCGGAAGCUUCGUAUCGAGGAUGCAAAGAAUGCAACUUUUGCUGCUAUCGAGGAAGGCAUAGUGCCAGGUGGCGGGGCUGCAUUGAUCCACCUCUCGACUUAUGUCCCUGCAAUAAAGGACAAGUUUGAGGAUGCGGAGGAGCAGCUGGGUGCUGAUAUCAUCCAAAAGGCACUUGUAGCACCAGCAGCAUUCAUAGCAGAAAACGCAGGGGUUGAGGGCGAAGUAGUUGUGGAGAAAGUGAAGAGCAGCGCAUGGGAGUUUGGUUACAAUGCAAUGAACGAUUCUUACGGGAAUCUGGUUGAGGCGGGUGUGAUCGACCCAGCUAAGGUGACGAGAUGUGCCUUGCAAAAUGCGGCCUCGGUUGCUGGUAUGGUGCUCACAACACAAGCUAUUGUUGUCGAGAAGCCCAAGCCCAAGAAGACUGUAGCACCUGGGCCCAAAGUCCCAACAAGGCGUUGGUAGUUAUUGUCUCUGAUUAUUUUCGGUAGGAUAUGGCCCAAGAUCUCUCUCUCUCUCUCUCUCUCU